UUUUGACACAGUACUUUCUUUCCUCCUUUUGCCGCUUUUCUCUUGAAACCAUUUGGGGUCUUCCAAGCCUACCUACUUACACAUCUAACCCCCCAAUAUAUCUCACUUACUCCGUCUCUCCGUUAUAAUGUCUUUCGAACAAAAGAACCCGGCGUCUGCUUCAAACUUCGAGGUUGAUCCUCGGGACAUCACCUACCAGCAGCAACAGGGAACUAUCCGAUUGCUCAAUGGCAUUUGUGUCGGUCUUACCGCCCUCGCCCUGGUCAGCGGCAUAACAAUUCUGGGAACAUCCGCCAACGCAAUCUUGGUGUACAACAACACCCACGUGUCGAGUGCGUUUAACUUGGCCCUGUGGCCAGAGGCGUUUGACCUCCGCCCCACCGUGGCCCAGGUCGUUGGGAGUUCGAUCAUAAUACUAGCCAGCCUGGUUUCCCUCAUAUUCAGCAGAGUCCAAGUACUUCAUAACCAGAGAGUCAUGCACACCUCGUUGACUUUCAUCGCGCCCUUCGUCGGGUUCGUCGCUGCUCUGAUCGGCAUCUCCUUCUACUAUGGCGUCAACGCCUCCUCCACCGUCGACACCCUCCAGAGCUGGAGCUGCCGCUGGAGCUCCGUCAAUAUGCGCAUAGAGCCCUACUUCGGCACCUUGUGCAGGCAGAGCCAGACCGCGUUGUACUUGUCUGUCAUCCUCGUCCCCGUUGAGCUGGUCAUACUGGCGGCUGCCGGUGUCCAGAUGAGCUUGGAGCGGAAGGCGAGCGUGUUUAUCCCGGAGCGCAAGCCCAGCAGUCCCGCUCUGUCGUAAAGACACGGAUAUAUCAGAAUACAACUAUGGUGCGAUAUCAGUUUAGUCCUUGGCUUGCACCGUAAGCUAGGUACGGCGCCUUAUUAUGGUAUGCUAAGCAGAGAAGGGAGGGGCAAGCAUGAUGUGAUGGCUUGGCUUCGACAUAUAUUUUAUAAUUGGCGUUGUGAGAACUACUUUAUGGGGAACUAGUAUCUACAAUAUUUGGCGUCGGCGAGCGCUCAUACGGAUAUA
Molecule: messenger RNA, 1030 nt
Organism: Xylaria bambusicola
Lineage: Eukaryota; Fungi; Ascomycota; Sordariomycetes; Xylariales; Xylariaceae
Exons: 2
Coding region: 128-799 (223 amino acids)
Source: RefSeq, a predicted model, not a curated record